AUGGCCGAAGGAGAAAAUGGUACGAUACUUGGCCAAGUAUCAAUCGAUGUUCUCGCUAUACGACCAGGAAACAAUGCAUUUACACUCAAUGGUCUUCUUGCUCCAUCACGUGAAACAGAUCUUCCAGUUAUUGGUAAAUUCUUUUCAGCAUAUCUUAAUGGUCAAACACAAACAGUAAAAGUUUUUCGUAAUCAAUCUUCUGUAAAAAAUGCAAUUGCAAUGGAUUUAACAAUAAGUGGUCUAUCAAUGAAAGCUAAUCUCGAUGGAAUUGAAACAAAAUUAAUUCAUCAAGUCAAUGUUCUUAAUUUUAGCAUCGAAUUUGAUUCAGUUCAUGUAAAUAAAGUGUAUGUAACAGGUCGAUUAUCAGUUUUCUUUGAAUUACCAUCUAACAUUCACAUGAAAUUUAAAGCAUUAAGAACUAGUAUUAAUUUUACUAUGCAUUUUAAUGAUAAACCAAGUAUGGGUCAAAUGAUUCUUCACGAUUUACCUGUUGAACAUAAUCAAACAACAAAUGAACUGUUUAUAAGUUUUAAUAAACAAGAACUUAUUGUACUGAAUGAUGCAUCAUUUAAAGAAUUUGCUGCUAAUCUUGUUCUUACGACUAAUGCAUCAAUUAUGAUUGAAGGUUUAGCUGCAGCACUUGCUGAAGUUCGAAUAGGAAAUAUUACUCUAUCGAAUAUUCCAAUAAAUGAUACACUUCAUCUUGUUGGUUAUAAUGAAUUUGAUAACGGACUUCUAAAUAUUGAUAACAUAGAUUUAAUUGGAGCUAUAUCCUGUCAAGCACUUGCUCUUCGGGUAAGAACGCAAAUUAUUAAUCCUUCUGUUGUUAAUAUCCUUUAUGGUGGUCGUCUUUCCUUCGAUUUAUGUGAUAUUGUAAGUGGUAAAUCACUUGGUUUAGUUAAUAUCGAUCCAUUCUAUCUUCAACUACAAGAUAAUAUUACGGUACUUGAUGCCGAAGGUAUUUUUAAUAUCACUAAACAAAAUGCUGCCUUGAUUUUCACAAGUUACUGGCAAGGUCAUUCAGAAUCAGCUCUAAUAAAAUACUGUUAUUUAUGUGAAAAACGUUUGUUCAUGUGCUACAGAUGUUCAUUUAAAAGAAGACACCUAUCUAAAAUGAGACAAAUUGUUUACAAAGUAAAAUAA
This is a messenger RNA of Rotaria sordida, 1143 nucleotides long. The record is from the annotation of a GenBank genome assembly. NCBI's taxonomy places the organism in Eukaryota, Metazoa, Rotifera, Eurotatoria, Philodinida, Philodinidae.